AUGUCGCGGCAAGUAGACAUAAAGGCUCUUGUAUCGCAUGUAGUUCGUGGAGAUGGUGUAAAUAAGUGCCGAAUAUGUAUGGGGGAUACUUCUGAAGGACAAGUCUAUUUAAAUGAUACUGUAAUGAUGGAUGGUGAUAAACCUAUAACACUAUCCGAAUUGCUGGAAACCAUUACCGGCAUCCAGGUGCAGAUAGAAGGGGACUUACCUGAUGGAGUGUGUCCAAAAUGUUCCAAAUCUGCUAUAAAUGCUGCCGAAUUCAGAUCCUUAUGUCAACAAGCAGCUCAUCAGUGGGAUAUAACAAUUACUCUGCUACAUGACCUCCCAACGCAAUGCAUGAAUAACAAAACAAUAUUUGCUAUUAUAGACCCAACACAAAUGAUUGUUAUUAAUGAUAUGAAAAAAUCAAACAACAUCACAACAGCUGCUCAACGGCUAACAACUCAUCUAGUCAAACCUAUAGUAGACAAAGAAGACAGCCAUUACAAGUGUCCAAAUUGUGAAAAAGAAUUCACAAAUGCGUUUCAAUUGUGUCAACAUUUAAAAGAAUCUCCGGAUUUAAAAAGAGCCUGUUACAUAUGUGGUAAAAUCAUGGCUCGUGAUGAUAUACUGUAUCACAUGAUAAAUGAACAUAAAGAAGCUCCUUACAAUUGUAAAAAGUGUCCAGCGCUGUUCUGCUCUUAUAGCCAAUAUAUGCAGCAUUUAACAAAAGCACAUUCAAAUGGCUGCACUACCUGUAUUGAUUGUGGACGUAACUUUCAAUCGCUCAAUGCAUAUCAUGCUCAUGUCUCUGUACAUGCUUCUAAAAAUUGCCCAGGAUGUGACAAACUCUUUCGAAAUCACUCUUGCUACAUAUAUCAUGUCAAAACUUGCUGUAAUUUGGAACGCCCCAGACAAAAUAUGAUAACAUCCAAAAAAAAAGUUACCAUAGAGGUAAAAAAUGAAAUAAGCAAUCGCAAAGUCAAAGUAGGGCUUCGUGGAGCUGCAAAUAAAGAGUGUAUAUGCGAUUAUUGUAAGAAAAAAUUUGCUGGCAAGAAAUUUGUUGCUGCACACAUUCAAAUAGUGCACAUGAGGAACACUCACCGACCAUGUAUUUACUGUGGGAAGUUGCUGGCAUCAGCGCAUAUGUCGGAACAUGUCAAAAGACAUGAAUCUGACCGGACUUAUAAAUGUCCACACUGUGGGGUGGUUUUGAAAACAAAAUUAGGCUAUAAUCAACAUUUGCGUCUACAUACUGGUGAAAGGCCAUACGCCUGCAAGUAUUGUGGAGAAACGUUUUCAGCUUCAUCAAGACGCUCCGAGCAUAUUCGCAAAGUACAUAAGAGCUCUGAUAUAGUUUUGAAACAAGAGUGCCACCUGUGCCCAGCAAAAUUUAGGCUUCCGUAUCGGUUAAAACAGCAUCUAAAAUCAAUUCAUAAUGAUGAUCAAGAUACUUUACCUAAGUUUGAAUGCAAUACGUGUCACGAGAAGUUCGGUUCGUGCAGAGGACUGUUGCAUCACAGUCGGAAACAUCAGAAUGUGAACUUUCCAUUAAAAAAACCAGAGAAAUCCAUAAUGCUUAAGGUGUAUAGUGAAAUAAAACAAGACAAUGAAAUUACG
This is a messenger RNA of Brenthis ino (lesser marbled fritillary), 1599 nucleotides long. NCBI's taxonomy places the organism in Eukaryota, Metazoa, Arthropoda, Insecta, Lepidoptera, Nymphalidae. The record is from the annotation of a GenBank genome assembly.